Molecule: messenger RNA, 837 nt
Organism: Nelumbo nucifera (sacred lotus)
Lineage: Eukaryota; Viridiplantae; Streptophyta; Magnoliopsida; Proteales; Nelumbonaceae
Product: fasciclin-like arabinogalactan protein 14
Cellular component (GO): plasma membrane
Source: RefSeq, a predicted model, not a curated record
UCCAUGGCCACUGCUGCCAUCCUCGUCCUCUCUCUUUUCCUCGCUUUCGCUUCCACGGAAGCGUUUAACAUCACCAGGCUUCUGAGUCAGUACUCUGAUUUCAGCAACUUCAAUGACUAUCUGACUCAAACCAAAUUGGCCGAUUCGAUCAACCGGCGACAAACCAUUACCGUCCUCGCUGUCGAUAAUGGCGCCGUAUCGUCUCUUUCGGGAAAGUCCCCUGACCUGAUCAAGAAGGUCCUGAGCUUGCAUGUCAUACUCGACUACUACGACAUUGAUAAGAUCAAGAAGCUAUCAAACAAGUCGACCAUUCUCACCACCUUAUUCCAGUCCACAGGCGUAGCUGUUAACAAGCAAGGGUUCUUGAAUGUCACACGUUUUGCUUCAGGAGAGGUGAGGUUCGGGUCUGCCGUCAAAGGUUCAAGCCUGGAUGCACAGCUCAUCAAGAAGGUUGCAGCUCAGCCCUACAACCUUUCAGUUCUGCAAGUCAGCAGUGUCAUCUACCCUACGGGCAUUGAAGACAUUAAGUUCACGCCCACUCCGCCACCCCCACGCGCAAAUGCACCGAGAAAAUCUCUAAGCCCCGCCAAGGCUCCCGCACCAGCAUCAGACUCCCCAUCCGAUGCUAAAGCACCUGUUGAAGGUCCAUCUCGUGAUGCGGACACUCCGGCGAGUUCUCCUCCUUCACCCGUUGCAGAUGGACCAGCUGGUGAUUCCACAGGGGACGCUGAUGCACCAGGCCCUGAAGGCCCUUCAGCUUCUUCUGCUACUCGCGUUGCAUUUUCUGCAUUCUUUGCCCUUGCAAUGGGAUUUUUCUCAUCCUGGGCUGAAUUCUAA